Helianthus annuus (common sunflower) is the source of this 735-nucleotide messenger RNA. RefSeq names its product aspartate carbamoyltransferase, chloroplastic. Gene Ontology annotation, molecular function: amino acid binding; carboxyl- or carbamoyltransferase activity. The coding region runs from base 93 to 482 and encodes 129 amino acids. The transcript is spliced from 4 exons. NCBI's taxonomy places the organism in Eukaryota, Viridiplantae, Streptophyta, Magnoliopsida, Asterales, Asteraceae. Gene Ontology annotation, biological process: amino acid metabolic process. The record is from RefSeq and is a predicted model, not a curated record.
UGAAAGGGCCAUUGUUUCAGCUUGAUGAUGUGAUUGAAGCACAACAGUUUGAUAGAGAGAUCUUGAGUGCUAUAUUCAAAGUGGCACGUGAAAUGGAAAUGAUUGAGAAAAAGUUACGUGCGAAUCAGAUCUUAAAAGGCUUUUUAAUGGCUACUUCGUUUUACGAGCCUUCAACGAGAAUCAGGCUUUCGUUUGAGUCAGCGAUGAAGCGGUUGGGUGGUAAAGUUUUGACAACAGAAAAUGCGCGUGACUUUUCAUCUGCUGCAAAAGGAGAGAUACAUGAAGAUUAUUGUACUGGAGGACACACUGAAGAGUACAUUGGGUAUGCACCAAAGGAAGAUAUUAAGGCUCAAGACAGACGUUCUUUUGAUCUUUUGGUGAUUAUAAACCCGAAUCUUCAAAAUAAGGGGAACAAAUCAGCACUGUUUUUCAAAGGCUGUUUGAGUGUUAUGGACAUAGAGCAAUGGUUGAAAGGUUUCUAGAUGUGGAGGUAACGGGCUUGGACCGAUACGGUCAGCCUAUGAAGGUGAGUGCUUCGGGCUGGCAGGCCCGAAUUUUACAGCAUGAGUGUGAUCAUCUAGCAGGGACUUUGUAUGUUGACAAGAUGGUUAAACGGACGUUUAGGACUUUGUAUGACUCGGGCCCGUUAGUUUAUCUAAACACUUUCGGCUCAUAAUGAGUUGUUUUGACAAAGUAUCAAUUUGGUUCAGGUCUAAACUAAAUCUUUAACGGUAU